AUGCUGCCACGAUUUCUACCCUUACUCGGAGUGCUCCUCGUCGGCGCCCUGGCCGUCUCGGUGACGCCGGGCUCGCCGCCACCCUCCGCCGCCCCGAACACUUGCGCUCAGCAAUUUCAGUCCAUCCUCGAGGAGCAGUGCAACUUCCAGCGCGACUUGCGCGCCCCGUGCGCCGCCGUGGCGUCGGCGCUGAACACGAAGAGCCCGGGGUGGAUCAAGGCGCAUGGAAUCCUGAUGUUAAUGGCCUGGCUGUGCUGCCUGUUCACUGGGAUCUCGGCAGCUCGCCAUCUACGUAAUUGGAUGCCCGAAAAGGUGUUGCUCGGCGUGAAGAUGUGGUUCAAUAUCCACCGUGGCUGCAACAUUCUCGGCCUCGUCUUGAUGUUCAUCGCCCUCACCGUAGUCCUCGUCGGCAAUGGGGGCACCUGGAGGGGAAUUGGCAGACCAAUGACCCCCGGGAACGCCCAUGCCUGUAUCGGUCAGCUGGCCGUCUUCUGCGCCCUCCUCCAACCCCUGAAUGCGUACAUCAGAAUGCUUCCAGGGGGUACGAUGCGGCUGAUGUUCCUGAUCCUGCACCGCUUCUUCGGCUAUCUGGCGGUUGUUUGUGCCGAGCUCGCCAUCGGCUUUGCCAUCAUCAAUUUUGGCGACUACAUCGCCAGCCCAACUACGGCUUUCAGCGUCUGGGUGGUGCACAUGUCGGCGAUGGUGUUCCUCUUCUUCCUCGACAACUUCGUCACGUCCAACAGGGCCCUCAUCGAUCGUCUCCUCAGCGGAAACCAGGAUUCGAACGAUGGAAGGGCUGAGAAGCUUGAAGGCACCGACUCGGUCGUGGAACUCGAGCACGGCGAACGCUCCCACCACAGCGCCAAGGAGAGGACCAACGAGCCGCCGUCGGAUCGGCUGCCAAGUGAUCGUCUACUGAGCUCACACUAUCUUCCAGGCGUCAUGAGCGCCAAGGACGGCGCCGCCGUGCAGUCCCACCACUUCUUCAACCACAUGAUCCUCUGUGCCAAGCUCGUCUGCUCCAUCUUCACCUUCUUCAUGCUCGCCAUCCUCAUCCUGGCCCGC
Molecule: messenger RNA, 1065 nt
Organism: Mesorhabditis spiculigera
Lineage: Eukaryota; Metazoa; Nematoda; Chromadorea; Rhabditida; Rhabditidae
Source: the annotation of a GenBank genome assembly